GUCGGGCUUAUGGCUUCGCGGCGCCUCCUGCUGGUCGGGGAGGGAAACUUCUCUUUCGCCGCCGCUUUGGGCGCGCGCUGCGGCCCCGAGGUUCACCUUACCGCCACCUGCCGGCAGGAGCCGGAAGCGUUAGCCGACGACCCGCUCGCGCAGGAGAACUUACGGCGCCUGCGCGAAAGAGGGGCAGAUGUGCGCUUUUCCGUGGACUGUACCCGCCUGGCUGACAUCCUGGACCCGGAUGGUUCCCCUCCUUUCGAUCACAUCUAUUUCAACUUCCCCCACUGUGGGCGCAAGGCUGGCGUGGCCAGGAACCGGGAGCUGCUGGCUGGGUUUUUCCGGAGCUGUGUCGAUGUCCUCGCCGAGCAAGGGGACGUACACGUGGCGCUGUGCAGGGGGCAGGGCGGGACGCCCGCCGACCAGCCCCGGAGAGAGUGGCACAACAGCUGGCAGGUCGUGGCCAUGGCGGCCGGAGCGGGACUCAUCCUCAGCCAAGUUCAGCCCUUUCGUCCCGAGGCCGUGCCUGGGUACAAGUGCACGGGCUACAGGAGUCAGGACAAGUCGUUUGUCAUCGAAGGGGCUUUGAACCACAUCUUCACUUUAAGCCCAGCCUUCCGGAGUCCCCGGCCUACCUUCCUCAGAGCCAAAGUGGGCGGGCAGUGGUUUGUCUUCCCCGUGCCAGAGGCUCUGGUGGACAAGAUGGACAGGAUUCCUGGAAAUAAAGCGGGACAGGUCUGGGCCCCUGAGGGCUCCACCGCUUUCAAAUGUCUGAUCUCGGCCAGAUUCUGUGCUGCCCUCUUAAGUAACAUCUCCGACUGCGAUGAAACCUUCAACUACUGGGAACCGGUGCACUACCUCGUCUACGGGAAGGGGUUCCAGACGUGGGAGUACUCUCCAGCCUACGCCAUCCGCUCUUACGCUUACCUGUGGCUUCAUGCCUUGCCCGGCGCCUUUCAUGCCAAAGUCUUACAAACCAACAAGGUGCUUGUCUUUUACUUUUUGCGCUGCCUCCUGGCUUUUGUGAGCUGUGUCUGUGAACUUUACUUUUAUAAGGCCGUGUGCAAGAAGUUUGGGCUGCACGUGAGUCGGCUGAUGUUGGCUUUCUUAGUGCUCAGCACCGGGAUGUUCUGCUCAGCAGCGGCCUUCCUGCCCAGCAGCUUCUGUAUGUACACCACACUGGUGGCGAUGGCCGGCUGGUUCAUGGACAAGACCCCCGUGGCCGUGUUGGCCGUGGCGGCCGGGGCCAUCCUGGGUUGGCCGUUCAGCGCGGCUCUCGGGAUACCCAUUGCCUUUGAUCUGCUGAUCCUGAAACGUGAGUGGAAGAGUUUCCUUUACUGGUCGGUGACAGCCCUCGUACUCUUCCUGGUCCCUAUGGUGAUCGUGGACAGCUAUUACUACGGGAAGCUGGUCAUCGCGCCUCUGAACAUCAUCCUGUAUAACGUCUUCACGCCCCACGGGCCGGACCUUUACGGCACCGAGCCCUGGUACUUCUAUCUAAUUAACGGGUUUCUGAAUUUCAACGUGGCCUUUGUAUUGGCCCUUCUGGCCCUGCCCCUGACCUCUCUCAUGGAGUUCCUGCUGCAGAGGUUUCACGUCCAGAAUUUGGGCCGUCCCUACUGGCUGACCCUGGCCCCCAUGUACAUCUGGAUGGCGGUUUUCGUGGCUCAGCCUCACAAAGAGGAGAGGUUCCUGUUCCCCGUCUACCCCCUCAUCUGCCUCGGCGGUGCCCUGGCUCUCUCAGCGCUUCAGAAAUGUUACCACUUUGCGUUUCGGCGCUACCGCCUGGAGCAUUACACCGUGUCCUCCAAUUGGCUGGCCCUGGGGACCGUGCUCCUCUUCGGGCUCCUGUCCUUGUCUCGCUCGGUGGCACUCUUCAGAGGUUACCACGGGCCCCUGGAUCUGUACCCCGAGUUCCACCACAUUGCGACGGACCCGGCCGUCCACACGGUCCCCGAGGGCAGGCCGGUGAAUGUCUGCGUGGGGAAAGAGUGGUACCGCUUUCCCAGCAGCUUCCUCUUGCCCGAGAAUUGGCACCUGCAGUUCAUCCCCUCGGAGUUCAGGGGCCAGCUACCAAAACCGUUCGCCGAGGGGCCCCUGGCCACGCGAAAUGUCCCCGCCGACAUGAACGACCAGAACCGAGAAGAGCCAUCCCGAUACGUUGACCUGAGCAAGUGCCACUACGUGGUGGAUCUGGACGGGGUCACGGAGACGGCCCGCGAGCCCAGGUUCUCGGCCCACAGGGAGGACUGGCUCAGCCUCGCCCACAGACCGUUCCUGGACGCUUCCAGGUCUUCCAGGUUCCUGCGGGCGUUCUACGUACCCUUCCUGUCGGAGCAGCACACGGUGUUCGCCAACUACACCAUCUUCAAGCCACGCCGGGCCAAGCAGGCCCGCAGGAGAGUCUCAGGGUAGCCACCCCGGGCCCCAGGGGAUCAGCUCCCGGGCCGUGGGGCCCCGUCGGCCUCCGCCCGGCACUUUCCUCCCUGGUGCCCAACUACCCCGGCUGUCAGGAAGCCCAUUCCCCACUUGGUUUUCGUGGGCCGGCUCCUCCUCUGACGGAAGAGUGGGGUGGUCCGGGCAGGAAGGGGGAUGGGGAGCUGGUCUUUGGAAGAAGGAAGAAGAGGAAGAGGGAAUAAGGGACUGUCCUUGGGCCAGACAUCGCUCUCUCCCAGCUGGGCCCCGGAAAACGGCCAGGUUCCCCAAGGCUGCCCCUCCUGCCGCCUCCUUCCAGAUGGGGCCGAAGGGGCCGGCGGGGCAGUCCACCCUCUCAUCCACCGCUGCCCGAGGGACCAAGACCGGACCCGGCCUGCAGUGGCAUUGUGGCUUCCAGUUCCGCUUUCUCUCACCCUGGCAUUACCUCCCCUUCCUCCCCAACAACAGACACACCGGCCUGGGAAUCUCACGCUCUCCAAGUUCCAGAUGGACGUUUCCCCGGAGUCUGGGCCUGGCCGCUUCUGGAGCAGCGGUGGGGCCCCUCGAGGGCCGGAUUUGCUCCGCGCCCCCAGGGAGCGUCGGAGGACGUCAGGGUAGCACUACCAUUCUCGUGGACUAAAGCAGCCUCUUGCCAACCUGAACGAUUGUUGGGGCAGGGGAAGCACGGCAAGCCCACCUGCUGCCCGCCCGCCUCCCGUCUCCAGCCCUCCCGCUCGAGCGUGGAGGGCUCCGACACCGAGGUUGGUCCCCACCCCGGCUAUAGCCUUGGAAAACACAAGGCGACUUUUGCCCCAAGGGGUCCAAUGCCCUAUUGACACCUGUGCUGGAUGGGCUCCAGGGCAGGUGAUCCAAAACCCAGGGUCCCUCAUUCCCGCUCUCAAAAAGGAACUAGGACCGCUUGGAAUGGCCAGGCACCCUCUGGGCCCACCUUAGACUCCCCAUAAGGCAGCCUGGGCCUCCCCUCAGAUGCCCGCCUUGUCUGCCGGGAAUAUCUGCUCCGUCUGUUGCAGGAGGCUGAGACUCUUUAGGCAGGCCUUCAGCCUCUGGGAAUGGGAAUGGGAAUCCUCCUCCUGAGAGAAAGGCUCAAGCUUCUGCCGUGCACCCGUCUGUGUGCAAGUGAGCGCCGUUGCAUGUGUGUCUGGGCCCUGCCCGCCUUCACGGCCCGGGCCGGGGGAUGCCGGAGGGAAGGGGAGACCCACUCGCGGCUGCCUCAGUUGUGUUUUGUGGACCCACUUGGAGGUGGCCAACGGGGAACUGCCUCAGGCCCGGCAGCGAGUCUCGCCAGCCUCCUCUGGGUGAGGCGGGCCACGCCGCCGGGCAAGAGCCGGGGGCCGGCUCUGGGCUGUUGUGCCCAGCCUGCCCCCCACCUCAGCAUGGUAUUUACAUUCCCGGGUGUUUCCCGUGCAGGGAAGCCCAAUAAAAGCCAUUUGGUUUU
Messenger RNA from Tachyglossus aculeatus (Australian echidna), 3865 nucleotides. Its product is annotated as alpha-1,2-mannosyltransferase ALG9-like. The record is from RefSeq and is a predicted model, not a curated record. The transcript has 18 exons. NCBI's taxonomy places the organism in Eukaryota, Metazoa, Chordata, Mammalia, Monotremata, Tachyglossidae. Gene Ontology annotation, molecular function: alpha-1,2-mannosyltransferase activity; rRNA (uridine-N3-)-methyltransferase activity. Gene Ontology annotation, biological process: rRNA base methylation; protein N-linked glycosylation. Gene Ontology annotation, cellular component: endoplasmic reticulum membrane. Bases 10 to 2409 code for a protein of 799 amino acids.